AUGAUUUGGGAAAUACCGAUAAUCGGCGAUUUCAUCACGAAACCGUUCAAAGCGGCGAAACUCUACGAAUUCUACGAUCGUCUGCACCUGUUCACCGUCUAUUUGCUCGGAUUCUUUGUGUUGCUCACCGGGGCGAAACAACACUUUGGAAAUCCCAUCGAUUGCAUGCUUCCCAAGCAACAUGAUGAUCUGAAAUCGUGGCGUGAAUACAUCCACAACUUCUGCCUAUUCUACGGUACAUUUCGAUACGAAGUGAAGAAUGGAACAUCGGAAUUCGGAUCAUAUUCAGAUGAUGGAUCAGUUAAUUACUAUCAAUGGGUUCCGUUCUUCUUCGCUUUUCAAGUCUGCUGUUUUCUUCUUCCAUUCUGGUGUUGGUCCUAUAUGCAGAAGUUGAUUUACAUAGACAUGGCGUUCAUUGUGGACUACGCUGGAAAGAUCAACAGUGAGAAGACGUUCGAUAAGACAAAAGAGAAAGUGGAUCGUCUUGUCAGUUAUAUGCAUGAUCACUUCAAAUAUCGACGUGCUCACAAGAUGGGAUAUUUCUCGUGGAUUACAUUCAAUUCGGCAUUUCCCAGUGUUCUUUAUAGUAUUACGAAGUUGUUCUUCAUCACAAACGUCAUUGUUCAAAUCAAUUUGGUCUGCAAAUUCUUGGAUGUCGAAUCGUGGACUUGGGGAUUCGAUCUCCUGGAGAAGUUCAUCACCCCGCCCAUCCGUACACCUCCAGAAUUCUAUUCAUUCACCGAUAAACAGAAAUUCGCGGCGAUUCUGACGGAGAACGCCUACAAUCGAUUCCAAUAUUUUCCGAUACUCGUCGGUUGUGAAUAUCAGUUACAAGAGUCGGUGAAUAAGUUUGUCAAUCAUAAAGCACAAUGCAUUAUUCCGAUGAAUGUGAUCAACGAGAAAAUCUUCAUCGGAUUGUAUUUUUGGCUUCUUGUGCUGGCCUCUCUCUCAGUGAUUGGAACAAUCAAAUGGAUAUUCCGUAUCAGAAGUCGUAAACUAAACGAAGUGAUGAUCUACAAGUUGAUAAAGAAGAAAUUGGAUGGCGAACCACUCGACUCGCGUCUCCAAGAUCAUCGCUACAAUUUCGUCCAUCACUAUUUGUGUGCCGACGGAAUUCUUCUCAUUUAUUUCAUGAUGGAUACCAAUGGAUUCUUGAAAACGGAGGAGGUCAUCGGAGCUCUAUUCGAUAAAUAUGUAUCGGAAGCUGCCGCUUUACCGGUUGGUAGGGAGGAAAAUGGCGGAAAAAUUGCGAAAAAUCGAGAAAUUGGGCUGAAAAUGCUCGAAAAAUGA
Messenger RNA from Caenorhabditis remanei, 1290 nucleotides. RefSeq lists its product as uncharacterized. The transcript has 5 exons. Bases 1 to 1290 code for a protein of 429 amino acids. Gene Ontology annotation, molecular function: gap junction channel activity. The record is from RefSeq and is a predicted model, not a curated record. Gene Ontology annotation, cellular component: gap junction; plasma membrane. Lineage: Eukaryota; Metazoa; Nematoda; Chromadorea; Rhabditida; Rhabditidae.